Messenger RNA from Mugil cephalus (flathead mullet), 2404 nucleotides. RefSeq names its product alpha-methylacyl-CoA racemase (gene amacr). NCBI's taxonomy places the organism in Eukaryota, Metazoa, Chordata, Actinopteri, Mugiliformes, Mugilidae. Gene Ontology annotation, biological process: bile acid metabolic process. Gene Ontology annotation, cellular component: mitochondrion. The record is from RefSeq and is a predicted model, not a curated record. The transcript has 6 exons. Gene Ontology annotation, molecular function: alpha-methylacyl-CoA racemase activity. The coding region runs from base 135 to 1283 and encodes 382 amino acids.
CUGCCGUAAAACCAGAAGAUGAAGAAGAAAGGCAAAACAAAUAGAAGAAGAAGAGGGUAGAGGAGGGUUCCCUGAACUUUGCCUUGACUUAGCAGACGUGUUCUGUCCUCCACUUGUUUGUCACUCCUGUCAUCAUGGCGCUGGCUGGCGUGAGAGUCAUAGAGCUGGCGGGUUUGGCUCCGGCGCCCUUCUGUGGCAUGAUCCUGGCAGACUUUGGGGCCAAGGUGAUCAGCGUAAACCGCACCAACGUUUCCAUGAGUGUGGACACGCAGGCGAGGGGGAAACGAUCUGUGGCCAUCAACCUGAAGACCUCACAGGGCGUGGCCUUGCUCAAGAAGCUCUGCGUUCAGUCGGAUGUCGUCCUCGAGCCCUAUCGCAAAGGUGUAAUGGAGAAGCUGGGCCUCGGUCCACAUGAGUUGUUAACGGAAAAUCCUCGUCUGAUCUACGCUCGUUUGACGGGCUAUGGCCAGAGUGGGCCUUACGCCACAGCUGCCGGGCAUGACAUCAACUACCUCGCCAUGUCAGGCCUUUUAUCCCGACUGGGGCGCAGCGGAGAGAAGCCCUACGCUCCGCUGAAUCUGUUGGCAGACUUUGCAGGCGGGGGUCUUACUUGUGCCCUCGGGAUAGUCCUAGCGCUGCUGGAGAGGACAAAGUCAGGGAAAGGACAGGUUAUUGAUGCAAGCAUGGUGGAAGGAGCAGCAUAUACAGGUUCUUUUAUAUGGAAAUCUCGUAGUAUUGGUUUAUGGGAUCGCCCUAGAGGAGAGAACAUGCUGGACAGUGGAGCGCCCUUCUAUGAUACCUACCAGACAUCAGAUGGAGAGUAUGUCGCUGUGGGCGCCAUAGAACCACAGUUCUACAAACAGCUACUCAAAGGUUUAGAGUUGGAUGCCGGAGACCUGCCUCCUCAGAUGAGCUUCAGUGACUGGCCUGAGCUUAGGCGCAUCUUCACAGAGCGUUUCGCCUCGAAAACACGAGAGGAUUGGUUGAAAGUUUUUGAUGGGACUGACGCAUGCGUUACGCCCGUGUUGUCUUUCGACCAGGUGAGCUCACAUCCGCACAACCAGGAAAGAGGAUCUUUCAUAAAGGCCUCCAGCGGGGAAGAAAGCCCCCGGCCAGCGCCGGUUCUAUCGCGGACUCCCGCCGAGCCUUGUCUAGCCGCAGACCCUGUUAUCGGAGAACACACAGUUGAAGUCCUAGGGGAGUACGGCUUCACAUCAGCAGAGAUAAAUCACAUGCUGGCAGCCAGAGUCAUAGAGUGUAAUGCUAUCAAAGCGAAUUUGUAGAAGAUCGUAAGUCAAAAACCAUCAAAAAAUCCACAAGUUUUAUAAUAUUUGGGGCAGAGGACAUGUUAAGAGAUAAGAGGGUUAAAUAAGUGUGAUAUGGACACUUUAAUAAAUGAACCAGACAAAAAAUCAAAGUGAAGUGCUGAACACAUUUGAGGGAUUAACAGGGUUUGAUUGAGCGUGAGGAUAAAAUUAAAAGAGGAAAUAGAAAAUUUGGAAAAUGUUUCUCUUUUCAGCAGCUACACCUUCAAAUGGAUAAAAUGAAAUACUCCUGAUAUACCAGAAAAAUUUGCUCUAGGCAUGCUUUCAGGGGAAACAUAGAGUUUAGAUGUGUACUUCCACUGAAGGCGAAUAUUGACUGAACAAGAUGAAAGGCCGUGCUCUGCACUCUCCUCAUACCUGGGUGUAGUUCUGGUGCUUAUUCCGGUGGCUACAUCCUGGUUUACCUGAUAUAUCCACGUCCAAAGAGACUUGUGUGCGUAGGUUUACAGAUCAGCAGCACCAAACAUAUAACUAAAUAAGAGUUUGCCUUGCUGUUCUCCCACCAGAGCUUAAAGUCAGAUGGAUCUGACUUUGUCGUGCUCCGGUAGCACUUUACGUCUCAGUCCCAGCUCUGCUGCAGUUUAAUCAUCCACUGAGAAACAUUUUGGAGACGGGAAAAGUUAACCCCACAAAAGGACAAACUGUUUUUAAACAGCUUAAUUUAUUCAUCCAGUGUGUGUCUCUCAUCCAGAUCCCACGUGGUAAUCAUUUAAAGAAUCAUGUUGUGGAAUUCUAGUUAAAUACUACCAAGAAAAAGUAUGAUCUAACUAUAUGAUAACUUUAGGCCAUUUGAACUUUGCCUGAUACGAUCGUGCAUCUUGUUCAAUAGUCGCAUCUCGUGGUGUUUGUGGGUGUGUGGAAACGUCUUUCUGCAGCCUCAAACCUUCCAUUUCACAUCACUGCUGAUGUCAUUCCCCCGUUAUCAGGCGAGCACGACCUUGACAAAUGUUCAGAUUAUUAUUCAUGAGAUGUAUUGAAGUUUGCAAUUUCGCUGUAUGACGGCAAAAACUUGGCAUUAUGUAAAUGACUAUGAACAACUCCACAGUGAAUUACGCAGCAUUAAAGUUGACGAUUACGGA